Messenger RNA from Suillus clintonianus, 1544 nucleotides. Its product is annotated as chaperonin 10-like protein. The transcript has 6 exons. Gene Ontology annotation, molecular function: oxidoreductase activity, acting on NAD(P)H. The coding region runs from base 294 to 1334 and encodes 346 amino acids. The record is from RefSeq and is a predicted model, not a curated record. Lineage: Eukaryota; Fungi; Basidiomycota; Agaricomycetes; Boletales; Suillaceae.
UUAUCUGUGUUUGAUUCUAAGGCCUUAACAAAUUAGGACAGCUACUUGGUCAUCCCUGUAUCAUGAUGCGGCUUACUAGUACUAAAGGGACCUUUUGAAUCUAACUAAUACUGGCCCGAUACCGGAUCCCUCACAAUGGAAAUACUGACCGGUAUCUUGAAUAUGCGCUACUGUAUCACUCAGCAGUGAUUCAGCACGCCUAAUUGACGCCAUUAAUCAAUCUUAUAUCUAUUCACUUGCUUUCAGGAACUACUUCCGUGCAUGCUCUUCAUUCCCAGCCCGCGUUCAACAUCAUGUCAACUCAACAAGCUCUGUGGCUUCCUGGUAUUGGACAGGAUUUCGUUGUUGGUACUAAAGAGAUCGACACACCUGACCCCGGUCAGCUUCUUGUCAAAAUCAUUUCGAGCGGUCUCAACCCUUUGGAUUGGAAAAUCCAAGACAGUGGAUACAUUCAAUUUGUUCCGUCAUACCCGGCAGUCAUCGGUGAAGAGGCUGCUGGCACUGUGGAAGCUGUUGGUGAGGGUGUAACUGAUUUCAAAAAAGGGGACAGGAUAUUUUUCCAAGCACAAAUAGGGAGCAAAUUUACAACAUUCCAACAGUACUGCAUCGUAUUUGCUUACUCCGCCGCAAAGAUUCCGGAGAACAUAUCUUUCGACCAAGCGGCUUCUGUACAGGUCGGCAUCAUCCCAUUCGCUGUUGCCUUGUAUGCACAACAGCCUGAAGGACUGGCUCACCUUGCGCCAUGGCUAGAGGGUGGACAUGGAAAGUAUGCUGGACAGCCUAUCGUCAUCAUGGGUGGUACAUCAACCCUCGGGCAGUAUGCCACCCAGCUUGCUAGGCUCUCUGGAUUUUCCCCUCUCAUCACUACAGCCUCAUUUCACAAUACUGAACUGCUUUCCUCGCUCGGUGCUACCCAUGUGCUUGAUCGCAAGCUCUCGACCGCUGCGUUGAAAGACGCGAUUGCCAAGAUCACAUCAACACCUAUUGCUUUGGCUUUUGACGCCAUCUCUCUUCCUGACACACAGCAAACCGCCCAUGACAUCAUUACUGCUGGAGGAACGGUCAUCACAGUGAGAGCACCUCAGGUGGAUAACAAAAGCGAGGACAAAGUAGUCCAGCAAGUGGUUGGCAUCAUACAUGCCCCUCCAAACCGUGAGCUGGGCAAGAGCUUCAUGCCCGUGUUGACGCAGUGGCUCGCCGAUGGAACAAUCAAGCCGAACACUGUUGAAGUAGUCCCAGGCGGCCUCAAUGGCGUCUCCUCUGGUCUGCAGAGACUGAAGAAUAACCUUGUCAACGGCAAGAAACUAGUUGUUCGCCCUUGGGAAACUGCGUGAAGUCCGGAGUCCAAGGCAGGAAAGUACAAAGUCUCUCCAACGUGUUUGAUAUGAAAAGAAAUUUGAUUUUCCAUUUGCGCUCAACAAAGGCGUAAACGCACACGAUAAUUCCCUGAAAUUGGCGCAUAAGUUCUCAUGUUAGCCUACGAGAAAUUGCCUCAAAUGUUCUCCUUGAGGUUGAUUUCAUUUUCCGGAAAAACAGAUCAGGAC